This is a messenger RNA of Monosiga brevicollis MX1, 1245 nucleotides long. RefSeq lists its product as uncharacterized. Lineage: Eukaryota; Choanoflagellata; Craspedida; Salpingoecidae. Bases 1 to 1245 code for a protein of 414 amino acids. The transcript has a single exon. The record is from RefSeq and is a predicted model, not a curated record. Gene Ontology annotation, molecular function: D-cysteine desulfhydrase activity.
AUGUUCUUGCUGCCACGGCCGAGCUGGGUUCGCCUCGGCGCUCGCGCCUCGUUGCGCAUGGGUGCGGUGCGCUGUACGUCGGUGGUGGCCCAGCCCCCGCCGCUCCCACAGGCCGCGGUCCUGGACCUGAUUCAUCGCAAACCAGAACAGGCGCCCUUGCUACCAUGUGCCGCCCUGGCCGUGCAGAGGGACGAUCGCCUUCCACUCGAGGGCAACAAAUCUCGCAAGGCCGCCUUUCUUCUUCGAGAUGACAUCCUGCCCCGCUUGGGUAUCUCCCAAGAGGCCCUGGCCAAUCCCAUCAUUGUCUCCCACGGCGGCGCCCAGUCCAACGCCAUGCUAGCCCUGGCCCAGGUCUGUGCCGAUCGUGGAUGGCGCUUUGUCUACGCGACACGCCUCCCCAACCCAGCCCUGGCCCAUCGCGACCCCAACGACAACCUCCAACGCAGCCUCGACCUGGGCAUGGAGGUCCUGCCCGUCGAGAAAACAGCAGACCUCGCCGCCACCGCACAGGCCUACUGCGAACAGCAACCCCCGGGCCAUGCCGCCCUCAUCCCCCAAGGACUUGCCCUGCCACAAGCCGGCAUUGGUUGCAUGGAGCUCAUCCAGCAGCUUGAAGGCUCCCUCGGUCGCCAUGAUCCCUGGUGUCUCAUCCUGCCGAGCGGAACCGGAACCACCGCCCUCUACUGCCACCUGGCCACACGCGCCCGCGGCUUGCCUUGGCACGUCAUCACCGUCCCCGUGGCCAACCCGGCCCCAAUCCUCGCGCGCGACAUGGCCCUGGCCUACAAGACCUUUCGUCACGACAUGACUCCACCCGCAGACCUCAACCCCAGCACCAUCCCUACCAACUGCGGGGCCUCCUCGCUGUGGGCCGAUUGGCCCGACCUCCGCACCCUCGCCAAAGCCGAUCUCGCCAUUGAUUGCAUCAUGGACACACCAAAGGCCCUCGCCACAGUGCAUCCCAUCUUUUCUCCCCCGCCCGGUCAGGGCCGGCUCUUGGUCCUCAACCCACCCCCGCACCUGCCCCAAGCCUUUGCCGCGCCUGACCACCAAUAUCUCGAAGCCCACCACGCCGCCCAGGCGGCCUGGGGCAUCAACUUUGAUCUCGUCUACUUUCCUCGCACCCUCUUGACCCUGCAGUACUACGCCAACCCCCUCCAGCUCGACAACCAAAAACUCUGUUUCAUUCACACCGGUGGCACCUCGGGCAAUGCCAGCAUGCGAGCCCGCAUCAAGGCCACCUAG